Molecule: messenger RNA, 10734 nt
Organism: Coregonus sp. 'balchen'
Lineage: Eukaryota; Metazoa; Chordata; Actinopteri; Salmoniformes; Salmonidae
Source: the annotation of a GenBank genome assembly
AGCUUGUUCAGGCUAGCUAGCUACCACUACAUUCUAACCGUACAAGAGCCAAGACACGAACGAAAUAAGCCGCCGGUGAACGGCGAGAAAGUAUCUACAAGUUUUAACCUUUUUGUAUUUUUGUGUAAUUUGAUUUAACUGGUGGAAAAUUAAGACAAUGUAAGUUAAAAAGCAUGUUUCUUGAAAAUGGUUCAUUGUCAGUAAAACUAGCUAGGAAGCUAAUGUUAGCGAUGAUGUCGUUGUUGAAGGAUGGGUGUGUUUGAUAGCUAACAACUAGCUAGCUGUUGUAUCGUUAGCUAACAGUUCCGGAUUAGCUAAGUAUUAGCAAAUUAGCUAAAAUGGCAAAGGCGAAUUAUUUAAAUAACGUUAGCUGUAUAACGUGGUAACAUUAUAGCUAUAACUAAUGUUAGCUGGUACUUAACUCACUGUCAACAACGUCAACGUUAAUGAUGGCCAACUCGGUUAAUGUAACGAUAGCUAGUUUAGCUAACCCGGUAAUUUAGGUAGCAGGGCGUAACGAACGUUAGCUAAAGCUUUGACUAGCUAGCUAAUGUUAGCCAUAAAGAACAUUUGUGCGUGUCUUAGCUAACUAGCUACCUAGCUAAAAUGUAACGGUUUGCUAGGUAAUAAUGUAAAAUAGGCAAGUUAGAUGUAUCUUUGUUUGUCUCUACUUCCAUAACGUACAUUUGUCUCAUGUGUUCCCAUGCCUAGUUAACGUUAGAAGAUGGCUGUGAACGUUUACUCUACAUCUGUGACCGGCGACAACCUUAGUCGCCAUGAUAUGCUUUCUUGGAUCAACGAGUCUGUACAGAUGAACUACGCCAAGAUUGAGCAGUUGUGCUCAGGUCAGUAAGAUGACGUCUAGAUCAAACCGGAAAUACGUCCAUCGGCAUGGCUAAUUAGCCUGUGAUGGCUGUUGAUCCGAACGCCAUUCAAAGUGUGAUAGUUAUUUUCGAUCAACCGUUACUUGGAGAUACUUUCUUCGUUUUCGAUUCUGAAGGCAUCGGUGAUUUAUAAACUUCUGUUUCCAGUUGCAGGUGGAAGUCCCAAAAAAAUAGAAUAUUCAGAAAAUUAAUACAUCGAAUUUUUCCACCAUGUGAGGUUAAUGGCGAACAUAGCUACUAGACAUCUGGUAUUUCCCAUCUUUGCAGGAACUAGUAAUUUCUAAGCAAAGCAGUGGUGGCCACAUGUCGAACAAGAUGACAGCGCUUGACCCAAACACAAAGAUUUGCACACAUGCGAUAGGCCAUUUCUCACUUGAUACAAAAAGUGGAUUUAAUAUUUUUCUGAAUAUUCUGUUUUUUGAAGUAACACCUGAAGACACCGGUGCCUUCAGAAUCGAUAACAAAGACCAAAUCCGUUGCUGACAGGUGUAUAAAUUCCAGCACACAGCCAUGCAAUCUCCAUAGACAAACAUUGGCAGUAGAAUGGCCUUACUGAAGAGCUCAGUGACUUUCAACGUGGCACCGUCUGUCCUCGGUUGCAACACUCACUACAGAGUUUCAAACUGCCUCUGGAAGCAACAUCAGCACAAUAACUGUUCGUCGGGAGCUUCAUGAAAUGGGUUUCCAUGGCCGAGCAGCCGCACACAAGCCUAAGAUCACCAUUCGCAAUGCCAAGCGUUAGCUAGAGUGGUGUAAAGCUCGCCGCCAUUGCACUCUGGAGCAGUGGAAACGCGUUCUCUGGAGUGAUGAAUCACGCCUCACCAUCUUGGCAGUCCGAUGGACGAAUCUGGGUUUGGCGGAUGUCAGGAGAACGCUACCUGCCUCAAUGCAUAGUGCCAACUGUAAUGUUUGGUGAAGGAGGAAUAAUGGUCUGGGGCUGUUUUUCAUGGUUUGGGCUAGGCCCCUUAGUUCAAGUGAAGGGAAAUCUUAACCCUACAGCAUACAAUGAUAUUCUAGACGAUUCUGUGCUUCCAAAUUUGUGGCAAUAGUUUGGGGAAGGCCCUUUCCUGUUUCAGCAUGACAAUGCCCCGGUGCACAAAGCGAGGUCCAUACAGAAAUGGUUUGUCGAGAUCGGUGUGGAAGAACAUGACUGGCUUGCACAGAGCCCUGACCUCAACCCCAUCGAACACCUUUGGGAUUAAUUGGAACACCGACUGCGAGCCAGGCCUAAUCGCCCAACAUCAAUGCUCGACCUCACAAAUGCUCUUGUGGCUGAAUGGAAGCAUGUCCUCGCAGCAAUGUUCCAACAUGUAGUGGAAAGUCUUCCCAGGUGAGUGGAGGCUGUUAUAGCAGCAAAGGGGGGACCAGCUCCAUAUUAAUGCCCAUGAUUUUGGAAUGAGAUGUUCAACGAACAGGUGUCCACAUACCUUUGGUAAUGUAGUGUACCUUGCAGUGGGUUGGGGAAAGGUAAUGGCAGGAGCAGAGUAUUAUAGCCUAUAGAAGUUGACAUGAUUAGCUGGUAAUUGAAUUAUGUUAUCACAUUCACACAGGUGCUGCUUACUGUCAGUUCAUGGACAUGCUUUUCCCUGGAUGCAUACCGUUGAAGAAGGUUAAAUUCCAGGCCAAACUAGAGACUGAGUUCCUCCACAACUUCAAACUUCUGCAGACCAGUUUUAAGAAAAUUGGGGUUGACAAGGUGAGUGCUUAGUGUCUUUUUACCUCAGUGUACUUUUGGCUAUUCGGUUAUUCCUAAAUUUCAGCCAUUGAGAUUGAUUGAGUGACACUUUUUUCCAGAUCAUUCCUGUUGAUAAAUUGAUAAAAGGCAAGUUCCAGGACAACUUUGAGUUUGUCCAGUGGUUCAAGAAAUUGUUUGAUGCCAACUACGAUGGGAAGGAGUAUGACCCAGUCAGUGCUCGCCAGGGCCAGGACACUGCUCCUACGCCCAACCCAGGGCAGGUCGCACCCAAGCCCAGGAAGCCCACCACUGGUGAGGAAGACAAAUUAAUCAUUUCUAGCAUUUUUAUUGUAUUCUAAAUACCUAAUUGAAAAUAUAGCUGCAAGCAGCAAUGGGGGUUCACGUUAUAAUCCAAGUUACUCUCAGUCAGCUGGUAAAAAAAAAAAGAUUGAUCCAGUGUCUUUGAUGCUUGGACCCUUAAAUGCAUACUGUAUGCAUUUCUAUUUCAGUACAGCUCCACGGCUCCCCACAUGUUAUCAAACCAUCUGUGAGAGUCGGUAAGGUGGUUUAAUGGCCAAACAGGGAUCUCCAAUGGGCACCUAUGGUGGGCUAUCACAGUCAUGGUCACUAUGGAAAGGAAUAUUGUUGUAAGGCUAGACACGAGUCAGUGGGUGUUAAUGUGCAGUUGUGUGUCUAAGGUUGAGGGCAUGCACACAGUCCACAGUUAUAUUAUUAUUUCCUAGUUUGCUAACUGUGAUUUGUGUUGGAUCUAGCUCCCAUGAGGUCUACAACAAUAGUGACCAAACCCCCGCCCAAGUCAGCAGGGAGUGCCUUGCGUAGGCCCGGAGGGGCAGGGGACGUGGAGAGGGAGGAGCUAGCCCAAGAGGUAUGGUCUUUAGGCGUGUCACCGCUAAUAUAAGUUGUUUUGAUGCUACAAUGAGAUUUCCCCUCAAUCUCCUGAAUGGUUUUUUGUGUGCUAGUUGAAUAGUUUAUUGAAGUUGUAACAUGAGUCAUGACAGCCCCGCCCAUUCAUUCUCCUAUCACUAAUGUAUUCCCUCUUCUGCUCUCGCCUCAGGUCAGUUCCUUGAAGGCCACUGUCCAGGACAUGGAGAAAGAGAGAGACUUUUAUUUUGGAAAGCUGAGGUCCAUUGAGGUCAUCUGCCAAGAGGUAGAUGGAGAGGCAGAUACAACUAUGCAGAAGAUUAUGGAUGUUCUAUACGCCACUGAUGUGAGUCAAACCUCGCCAGAAUACUCUCUGACACAGACACAGCUGAGAGGCUCAGUCUUCAUUUUCAUAACCAAUGAUUCUGUAGUAGGAAACUAAUGUAGCUUUGUAUUUGAAUAUUUAAAUAAAAAUUGUUUCCUGUUUACAGGAGGGGUUUGUUAUUCCUGAUUCCGAUGCUGAAGGAGAAGAACCAGAAGAGUUCUGAUGAAAAUGGACACAACUCUAGUCCAUACCAUAAUCAUACACACUUAUACACACACACACACACAGGUUAGUGAACACACGUUUGCAUGUGCAAUGUACAUACACACGCACUCGUGUGCUCUAAUGAACAUGCACUUACUCACACAUACUGCCACUGUGGAUUAAGUUGCCUUUGGAUCAUACACUGGCUGCCCCCUUGGUCCAAGUGUUUGUUGGUCCAAGUGUUCUUUGGACCAUAAUACAUUUCAGAGAGCCUGCUGAUCCAGCCACCAGAGAACAAGAACCCUGGAUGAAAUUCUAAUGGGUCCUUCCUUUCUGGUUUCUCUUCUGCCUUGUCCUUAUUCUGGCCUCUGCUGUGCCUUUCAACUUUGGCCUGUUACUUUUGAAAUAUGUUCAGGUUGUCUUUCUAUUCCUUAUAUAUUUCCAAUUGACCUAAACAAAACUGUACUAGGUUAUUUUGAUAUAUUUGCAAAUAUGAUUAAUUAUUAAAGAUAUAUGAAUAUGUUUACUCCGCCAAUGAAAAUUACUGUAAUUUUUAUGGUAUGUUUACACACAUUCAUUAUAUACUUGAGUUCAAAUUUGUGGUUUAGGCGAUCAGCAUUUUGUAUUUAGUUUAUAUGGUUUAUCUGCGGAGGUAUUCAUCACAUUACUUUUUUUGAAGUAAAGAAAGUAAUGUUUUAUUGAGCACCUUAAAAAAAAAAAAAAAAAAAUACUGUACUUCUUACUUAAAUGCUAAAUUAGACUCAUUCUGCCAUUUGUGUGUUGUAUGUAGGCUAGAUUUACACUCCAGAGACUAACGUCUCUACCGACCUAUGUUCUAAUUUACUUCCUCAUGUAAGGCAAAGACCGGAUGUAUGGUUGCUUGUCCACACUGAAGAAAUACUUCCUUCUAGUCUACGAUAAGACCAGAACUAUACACUCUUAGCAGAGGAACUGAGAGCUGUCUUUUAGACCACGGAAGUCUGUUUUAAACUUAGGAGCAAUAUAAGGUUUCUACAAGCAUCUCUUGUCUUUAGAAAUGAAGUAUUGAUUGGAGACACUAAAUGUGUUUUUAGGUUGAAGAAAUAACUUGUUUUGACAAGUUGUAUGUUAUUAAAAACUCAUGUGUACAAUUUUCUAAUUCUAUUUAUUUCUCCACUCAUUAAAAUGUCCUGACAGACUUCUGCAUUGCUUUUGGCAGUUGGUUCUUGGUAGAAUAACUACAGAAAUCAAAACAAAUAGUGAUAUAGGCUGAUAAUUAAAAAUACAUGUAAACAUGCCCAGAGUAAAGGGCCAUAAAUAAAAGGUCUAGAGCCCCACUGUGUGAUGGGGGACCCAAGCAGAGACGUGGGUAGCAGGGUGUACUUGUCAUUCUGGGUGGUGUCGAUGCUGCCAUCAAUGGGCAGCCCUUUGGGUGGGCUGGAUGCUGUUACUGAUGGGGCUCCUUGCCUGGUCUUUGGGGGUCAGCAAUAGGGAGCACCUGCCUUGUGGGGGCCACUGUGAGGCAGGGGACCUGAGUGGUGGUGUGGGCCCUAUUCGUGUCUUGAUUCUGGUAUAUCCCGUUGAGAAUCGCCAGCUCCAGCUGCGUCUUCAUGUUUUCUUUCCCUCCGCUGUAGGCACCAGGAGUUUCCUGACUUCCACCGCUCUCCUCAUUCUGACCUGGGUGCAUUCUGCCUUGUCAUUCACUCUGAUCAGUACGUACAGGUCCUCUUCUAGAUUUUCCAUGCCGGGUUUGCCUCUGUUCUUUCUGUUGUCCCUCACUGACCCCCAUUCUUGCAUUUUGAUCUGGCAUCCGGUUUCCGCUUCCAUCCGCUUGACUGUGAGCCCAUGAGGCCCCAGUAUUCUGCCAACAAAGUUAUAGUUUGGGUAGUCUUUCACAGGCACAAAGAGCUUCUCGUGCAGGUGAAAGAUGGGGCCCGGGCCUUGGGUAACUGCAGAGGUUGUUUGUUUACAAGGCUGUUCACUGGGUCGUUGAACAUGUUUUCUUGCAAUCUGUUGAUCUCUUCGUCCAGAAGCUUCUUGGUGUGUCAAGAUGCAAAACAGAUAACUGCUUAUCUUCUUUUCGUGUAACAAUUGUGUCAAAUAGUCAGGACUUCUCUGUCUCGCCUUCCCUUCUGUCUCCCGACUGGCAUCUUUGUGCCAUCAAGAGUGAAAUGUUUUUUAUAAACAGAAAAAAACUUGGAAAACUAUUGAUUUGUAUCCCCCUACAUUUUGAUUGCUGUAGUCAGAAUUUGGUUUAAUUUGUUGUUUGAAAAAAAAAAAAGACUACCUCUAUAGAUACCAUUGAAUACAAUGUUAUGAAGACUGUCUCACAUUGAUAUCACCAAAAGAGCAUUAUUCUUCUGUGAGAAUUUGAGCCAGUGUCAAAGAUGUAAAGCCAUGGCCAGUGUGAGCUUGUGGACUGUCACAGGGGCACUGUGAAGGUCAGACGGUAAUAUCAAUAUGAAGCUAGUUUACAUUAGGUUUAAACUUUAAAUGCAUGUGUUUGAUCACUAAAUCACAUUUUGAAUCUCUUGAGUAUUCAUUGAAUAAAUUGCCUGUGUUAUCAAAAUCAUUCACAGCUCUGCCUCUGAUGACAAGCAGAAACAUACCACAGCUCAGGUAAAUCCAGAACAAAAUAAAUCCACACACUGGUAUGCUUUUUUUUAUUUGCACAGACACCGUUUCCAUUCUAAUUGUCUGGGUUUUUGUGAACUUGUCACCCACAUUUUGUUCAGUUUCUAAUUCAUCUCACCUUCCUGAAACAUUUUCAAGAGAAAAAUUGUUCAUGAUGGUUUUAAUAUCGGUCUGACUGAGGUCAUCUAUAUGCUCCCUCUGCAGGGUAUGGCGGGGGAGAUGGAGCAUUCGGGGAAGAACAAUGACCUCAGGGAGGAGGACAUGCCGGCGCAGGGGGGAGUGGAGAAUCAGAUCAACGAACAGCACCUUCGCUGCAUCGAAAGCAUGUUCAGAGAGGCUGACACGGAUGGAGGAGGGGGUGAGUGACCCGACCACAUUAUACCACCUCCGCAUAACUAGUAGUCUACCCCAGUAUACAUUUUAGCCCCUAGUGGAUCCCUGCCAGUUUCACCCACCAGCUGCACAUUUCUACAUAGUGUUGUCAUACAAACACACAUAACAUUGAGUCAUUCUGUCUGUCAGGGUUGGAUAUGGAUCAGUUUCGGGAUGUGGACAUUAUCUUUAUGAAGGUGGACACCAACUGUGAUGGCAGUGUGGACUGGGUGAGAGAGGAAAACAAGACAAUGAAUGGGAGUGCUGUUUUGUCAUCAGUUGACCAACUCCUCUGGUAUGUGAAAAACACUUAAACACAUUUAAAUUCUUACUCUCUUUAACAAAACCUUUGUGUGGUUUAUACAGGAUGAAUAUGCUUCUAGAGUACAGGCCACUCUACUUUCCCAAACCAUUCAAGAUUGUGCCUGUGUAAGUGACAUUUAAUAGGCUUUGUUUUACAGGUUCCUAAGUAGUACGUGUGCAGUGUAUGCGUCCUUGAAUUUUUGUGUCUCUGUCUGUGUAGUGCACACUGUGAGGUCAUUGUCCGGCUGCAGUUCUACCCAUUCCAGCCCCAAGCCGGGAAGAAGAAGACAGACUCUGGGGAGCAUGGCCGGAACUCAGGGGGUUCUAAGGGCCGCGCCCACAAUGGACGCUACCUGUCAAUCAGCCGAAAUGGUGUACUCAACUACUGGAACGAGAGGUUCUUGCUGCUGUGCACUGUCAAUGUUAGUAGUCUUUGACAAUAAUGUUUCAUAUGAUGUGAAAAAACUGAAGUAAUACAUGAUGUUAACAGAAAUGGAGAACAACCAGUUCUUAAACACUGUUACAAAAUAGGACAUCCCACAAGCAGGUAUGCUUCAUGUUUUGCUUGUGUGAUGUUCUAUUCUCUUGCAGUGAAACAUUCUCUGCAUGUUUUUCUCUGCUCUAGAUAAGUCAGAUGCAGCACACAGUGGGCCAGCCCGUCAGGGUGACAGACAUGGUCUGCCUGAGCAACAUCAACCUGCUCUCGAUCUCCUCCACAGGACGAGACGUGGGUGUAUCUGUGGGAAUAUCUGUGCAAAUACGUAUAUGCAUGAAAGCAUAUUGAUAUGCAGUAAUAUUAUGUUGUACAAUGUAAUACCUACUGAGUUAUAGCUACUGUAUGUUGUGCAGUGUGUGUUUGUACAGUGUGUUUGUGUAUGUUUUUCUGUCACCAGAAUACUAUGACAUCAGUGCUAGGCUGGACAAUAGAACAAGUAAAAAUUCACCCAAGGCUGAAAAACGGCCAAAGAACAUUGGCUGAGCUGGAACACUAGUUCGAGGCCAUAGCAAAUGAAUUGAACAAACCUUUGCGGAGCCGCUUCGGACUAGAGUGAUGCUUAGAACCUUUUUAUUUUACCAUUACAAUCUGUUCUUAAGAUGAAACAGAAAAACAACAACUUGUGUAGAAAGUAAAUAGCAAUAGUGUCAAGUGUGCUUAUGUCUACAUAAUGAGGAAGUAGGAAAACAAAUGGAACUUCUGACUAUUUCUGGUCUAGCAAUCGAUGACAGCAGAGUAUGCUGCCCAACCUUAUGUCAUGAGAAAGAGGAGAUUAUCCUGAUUAAAAUGGUGUCCGACUUGAAUAAAUCUAAAUAUAUACAUUGUGAGAUAUUUGGUGAAAUAGACAGACAUGUCCAUGUAGAAUUUUCCCAUAGGGAAACAAUUGGGCAGCCUCAGAGCUCCACCUGUUUUGCAAAAUAAAUAAAUAAACGUUUUUUUGACCUUGCCUGUUUUGCAUGUUAUUUUGGCAUUAAUACGUGUCACAUAUCAGAUUGCAAACAAUGUAAAAAAAUAUAUAUAUAUCAUUGAGUUAAUAAAGCUGCAUACAAACAUGGUCUCUUUUUUGUUUUUUCUUGAGUAAGGCAGCUCCAAAAUGCAGGUGUUUCAGCCUAGCUCAGUGCUUUCUGUGGUGGUGGUGGUGGGGCAAGCCAGCAGAAAAUUACGGAGCGUUGCGCCGUGAUUGGCUCAGUGUUCUGUCACUCAUGGGGACACUACGUCACCGCCAAGUCUAAGGGUAGACUUAGAAAAUUCAAGCCCCUUGGUUGCUGCCAUAGAGUUACAUUAGAAGUGCCCUUCCAAGAAGGCUCAAGGUCAUUGGCCACAGAUAAAAUGACGUCAAAUCACAUUAUAUGUACAGUAGCUUUGAUUGGACUGAUACACAAAAAUGUAUGCACGCAUGACUGUAAGUCGCUUUGGAUAAAAGCGUCUGCUAAAUGGCAUUUUAUUAUUAUUAUUAUUAUUAUCAUGUCAACAUCUUACUUUCAAAAUCCUAGCUAGCAGUCAUCAUCAUGAAUCAAAUCGAAAAUCUAUUGGCAAAUCCUUUUUAAUCCUUGUCAUAUGAAGAGAAAUUAUAGAUAAAACGUAUCGGUGCUCAUCGGCCAUUGGACAUAAACAUUACACAACAAGUUGGAAAUCGCAAAUUCAACAAUGAGUGGUUUGGAAGGAAUCGUGACAGUGGCUAACUGCAAGCAUUGCAACUGGGAAGUCGUGAAUAAGCGAGCUCUGACUGGGAAAAUACGUUUUGAACGGUCAUCCAACUCAGAAUUGUAAAUCCGGCCUCUUUCUCUUUCUUUGAUGACAAAAUUUGCCCAUGAAGGACCGCCGCGCCACCUUCCUGUUUAAGUGAGCACAGCACAACAAGGUGAGUCCAAAAAUGUAUUGUAUGCUGCUGCAUAAAUGAUGUAAAAUGCCAGGGAGAUAGUAUUACUUUCUUAGCUACAGUAUACAUAAGUGUAUGUUGUGUAGGAAGCUGUUAGUAGCCCAUGUGCCUCACCCUAAUAAUUUGGUCUAUUUUCACCUCUUAAUUUCACCUACUGUUCUAACUUGGUGGUGCACAUGUAGCCUAUAACCUGUUUUAGAGAAAUGUUAUCAUCGAAUAGUGUAAGAGCUUUCAUUGUCUGCUUAGAUGCCCCCUUUAUUUAUCCUACGGUUCAGACUUGGUGUACAGGGAGAACACUGUAAGAACGGCCCAUGUUAUGAAUUCUGUCGCUGUACAUUUCAAAAGUGCUGAACAAAUAGUUAUAUUGACUACGUCCGACGUAGCUCGUUGCCUCUUAUCCGCUUGACAUCCCCUUGUGCCAUAGUUUGUACAUCUCAAUUGUCGGUAGAAACCACAUUUGUUUAAGCAAGUCAGCCAUAUCAGCUAUGUUUUUUUUUAAGGCAGUAAAUGAGGCUUAAUUAACUGUUUCGCUGCCAGACAAGGCUCCGCUGAUAGCCAGGUGUAGCAGUGGUAAGGCUGGGACUGCUGUUGGGACAGCUUUAUGUAGGCCCUAACAGUUUGUGGGUAUCGUUUGUCACCGUUAUAGUGCAAUUAAUGUAUUGUUUAGUGUUGAGUUGUGUAGUGGCUUUGCUGGCAUGCAUCCCACAUUAUUAUUUUUUUGCCCCACCAAGAUUUACAUGCUAAAAUCGCCACUGCAGCAUAGUAAGCUGCCCAAACUUACAUAAUUAGAAAGAAUACGUUAUCCUGAUUAAAAUAGUGUAGAACUUCAAAACAUCAAAAUACAUACAUUUUGAGAUAUUUGGCAAAAUAGACAGACAUGUCCCUAUUUCCCCAGAACAAUGGCAGUCUGAAAGUUUUAAGAGCAGUCUUUUAUUUAACCAGCUUACCAUUUAUCUGCUACCAUUUGCCUUUAAUAUUUAAAAUGGUGGUUUGAACUAGGCCUCAAUGUGAAAGCGUGGCAAUAACUUAUUAACUUUUCAUUAUUCACAGAUCUACUCCUCUGAUGACAUGGCAGGCAGACAGACAGGCAUACUCCUCUGA